CGCUUCCGGUGUGCGCGGAUGACGUCACGGCGCUCUGAGCCAAUCGGAGGCGGCGUUACUGGCAGGCAGCGGAGGGCUGGCGGGGCGCGGUCUCGUGGGCACGCGCGGUCGUUCUGCAGCCUCGCGCGGGCUUCACGCGGCCCAGGUGAGCGAGGCCGACAAUGUCCAGCUCGGAGGAGGUCCUGCUGCUGGUCUCACACGUGCGGUACAGAAAGCAGGACGGGAGCCUGUACCUCAUGGCGGGUCGCCUGGCAUGGGGAGCCCGUGGCACCCACCGCUUCACCGCCAGCAUCGACUACGCAGACAUACAGAGCCAGAAGAUCACCCCGGACGGCAGGGCCAAGGUUCAGCUCCAGGUGAUCACGCACGGCGGCGAGGCCACCACCUUCCACUUCAGUUCGGCGGCCGCGGCGUCUCGCGACCGCGACUCCGUCAAGGAGCUGCUGCAGCAGCUGCUGCCUCGCUUCAAGCGCAGAGCCAACCAGGAGCUGGAGCACAAGAACCGGCUGCUGCAGCAGGACCCAGUGCUCUUCCUGCUGUACAAGGAGCUGGUGGUGGGGCACGUGAUCUCGGCCGAGGAGUUCUGGGCCAAUCGGAUCGCGAGCGGCGGAGCCGAAGGCCCCUCCCCCUCCCCCCAGACCGUGGGGGUCUCCGCAGCAUUCCUGGCGGAUGUGCGUCCCCAGGCUGACGGCUGUAAUGGCCUCAAGUACAACCUGACCAAUGACAUCAUCCAGUCCAUCUUCACUACUUACCCCGCGGUGAGAGAGAAGUUUGUGGGCAACGUCCCGCACGCGAUGACGGAGCGCGAGUUCUGGACGCGCUUCUUCCAGUCCCACUACUUCCACCGCGACCGCCUCAGCUCCGGCAGCCAGGACAUCUUCUCGGAGUGUGCCAAGCAGGACGAGAGAGGGCUGCAGGAGAUUGUAGAUAGGGGAGUGUGGAAUCCUCUCCUGGACCUUACUGCCAUGGGAGAUUCCUCCCUCGGGGAGGGCUACGGGAGCUCCUCCCCUCCCUCCACCUCCUCCUGCACCUCCUCCUCCACCGCCUCCACCGCCUCAUCGGCCCGGAGCAGCAGCAACGCAAUCAUCAUCCGGCGUCUCAACCAACACAGCAGCAUGGUGCUGGCUACCAACACCAGCAGGGGCUCUGUGAGUGGUGAGGCGGUGAAACGCUGCAGUGGAGACGCCGAGAAUCAGCAACAACCACAACAACCACAACAACCACCCACUAAGAAGAACUGCGUAGAGGAGGCGUGCCGCUAUGAAGAUCUGCUGGAACCGCGUCCUAACGAGACGGUGACCCUGAACCUCAAGAGAUCAGACCGGUAUUUCCAUGGGCCUGUGCCCGUCCAGCCGUGCCCCUACAGCACCGGCCACGAGAUCCUGGGGGCCGUGGGCGCCACACGCUCAGAGAUGGCCUCCUACACCCCCUGCCCCCAACAGGCUCUCUCCGCUGCUCUCUCGUCCUCCGCCAUCGCCUCCCUCUCUCCGGGAGGCUCCUUGAUGCAGGGCGGUGCUCAGUCCAGCAGCAGAGAGAUGAUCUCUGUGGAGCUACAGGAUGAGCUGCUACUUCUCUACCUGUCUCUGGGGGAGCUGCUGCGUCACUUUUGGGGCUGCUUCCCCCUCAACUCCCCCCUCCAGCAAGACAAAGUGAUGAGGGUGCGUCUCAGCCUCGAGCGUUUCACCUCCUCGCGGCUCCUCCCCUUCAACGACAAGCUGAGCCGCAAUCACGUCAGCACCAACGUGACCUCUCACCUCCUGGAGAUGCUGGAUGCUGCCUACAGCAAACUCAGCUCCUGGCAGUCGCGGCAGCAGCAUGGCCGCCAGCGGCCAUGACGGUGAUCAGGGUGGCGGCCAUGACGGUGAUCAGGGUGGCGGCCAUGACGGUGAUCAGGGUGGCGGCCAAGACGGUGAUCAGUGGGCGGCCAUGACGGUGAUCAGGUGGCGUUUGUGGCGGCCAUGACGGUGAUCGGUGGCGGCCAUGACGGUGAUCAGGGUGGCGGCUAUGACGGUGAUCGUGGUGGCGGCCAUGACGGUGAUCGGGUGGCGGCCAUGACGGUGAUCGGGGUGGCGGCCAUGACGGUGAUCGGGUGGCGGCCAUGACGGUGAUCAGGUGGCAGCCAUGACGGUGAUCAGGGUGAUCGGUGGGCGGCCAUGACGGUGAUCAGUGGGCGGCCAUGACGGUGAUCAGGAUGGCGGCCAUGACGGUGAUCAGUGGGCGGCCAUGACGGUGAUCAGGUGGCGUUAUUGGCGGCCAUGCCAGUUCCAUCGGCUCUUUCCCUCCCGUCGACUGACUAGCGAGAUGGCUGUGAGACGAUGUUAAUGUAACGAGAAUAAAUCAACAACAUCCGUGAACAUUCA
Molecule: messenger RNA, 2360 nt
Organism: Petromyzon marinus (sea lamprey)
Lineage: Eukaryota; Metazoa; Chordata; Hyperoartia; Petromyzontiformes; Petromyzontidae
Source: RefSeq, a predicted model, not a curated record